UUUGUAUAGAAACGGAAAAGGCGAGCCCCAACUCUCUCAUUUACUCAAAGGUUACUCUUCUACUCUAUUGUACUUCCAUUUGGGCGCCAAAAAGUUUCUAGUGAAAUAUUCUCUUGGAACUUUCGAGAAAUGUCUGCAACUGGUAAGGGGAAGAAGCGCGAGGAGCUCGACCAAGCUUCCGAUGGCGACUCUGAAGGCCGCGCCCCUGCAAAAAAGGUUCUCAAGAAAGAUUCCGACGAUGAUAACUCAGAUGACAUCACCGUCUGUGAGAUAGGGAAGAACAGGAAGGUUACUGUGAGGAUCUGGCAGGGUAAGCUUUGGGUCGACAUUCGUGAGUUUUACAUCAAAGACGGGAAGCAGUUGCCCGGCAAAAAAGGUAUCUCUCUGUCCAUGGAUCAGUGGAAUGUGCUUCGUGAUCAUAUUGAAGACAUUGACAAGGCUGUUGUUGAGAAGUCUUAGGUUGUUGUGCAUUAAGUGGAAUUACCUGGCCAAAUAUUAUCUGUGGGCUUCUUUAUUUUUUUGAAUCAUUAGAAGUAUUAGACAUGGUGAUAUGAUGUAGUAUUAUCCUAGUAUUAGGUAAGCAUGAAAACCUCCGGAUUGUUUUCUGCUGUGUGAAUUUUGAAUGUGAACUUUAAAGUGGAUCAUUGAGACAUGUAUCAUAUGUUUAUCAAUGCAUAUGUAAAGUGUUGGAUCA
This is a messenger RNA of Vicia villosa (hairy vetch), 694 nucleotides long. Its product is annotated as RNA polymerase II transcriptional coactivator KIWI-like. Gene Ontology annotation, cellular component: nucleus; transcription regulator complex. Gene Ontology annotation, molecular function: transcription coactivator activity; DNA binding. NCBI's taxonomy places the organism in Eukaryota, Viridiplantae, Streptophyta, Magnoliopsida, Fabales, Fabaceae. Gene Ontology annotation, biological process: positive regulation of transcription initiation by RNA polymerase II. The record is from RefSeq and is a predicted model, not a curated record. The coding region runs from base 130 to 459 and encodes 109 amino acids. The transcript has 5 exons.